AUGCGCAGCUCUUCAACGGCGAGGCUUGCGGGAAAGAUGGAGUGUCCUACGCCUAGUGCUGCGGAGGCUGCGGACCCUGGAGGGGCCGGACCGUGCAACAGCUCCGAGGAGCAGGAGGGUCGGGAACCGGACGGAGUGCGCUUCGACCACGAGAGGGCGCGCCGCCUGUUGGAAGCUGUGUCCGGGGCGCAGCCGGCGGGGAGGGAGGAAGUGGAGCACAUGAUCCAGAAGAACCAGUGUCUCUUCACCAGCACCCAGUGUAAAGUCUGCUGCGCCAUGCUGAUUUCUGAGUCCCAGAAGCUGGCACAUUACCAGAGCAAAAAACAUGCCAACAAAGUGAAGAGAUACCUAGCAAUCCAUGGAGUGGAGACACUAAAGGGGGACGUCAAGAGGCUAGACUCAGAUCAGAAGAGCAGCAGAAGCAAAGACAAGAACCACUGCUGCCCCAUCUGUAACACGACCUUCUCCUCCCCUGUGGUGGCACGGUCGCACUACCUGGGGAAGACCCAUGCCAAGAACUUAAAGCUGAAGCAGCAGUCCACUAAGGGGGCAGCUCUGUCGAAACACCUUACAAAUCCUUUCCUUGUGGCCUUCACCUUAGCCUUGCACCAGAACAGAGAGAUGCUAGACCCAGACAAGUUCUGCAGCCUCUGCCAUUCAACUUUCAACGACCCUGCCAUGGCUCAACAACACUAUAUGGGCAAGAGACACAGGAAACAGGAGACUAAGCUCAAACUCAUGGCACACUACGGGCGGCUGGCGGACCCUGCCGUCUCUGACUUCCCAGCUGGGAAGGGCUACCCCUGCAAGACGUGUAAGAUAGUGCUGAACUCCAUAGAACAGUACCAAGCUCACGUCAGUGGCUUCAAACACAAGAACCAGUCCCCCAGAACAGUGGUGUCACCCGUGAGCCAGACACCAGUGCAGACGCAGCCCCCUCCGAAGGACUCAAGUGUGGCGGAAGACUAGAGAAGGUGUUUCUGCCCGCCGAGCCUUGCUGGGGCAGCCACAGCCAGUUCCCGGUGACUGCGCAGCCCUUGGCUCCCUCGUCCUCCUAUCUAAUAGCAGAAGAAUAUGGAGGCAUGAGGCCAAAUUGGGCUGCAGACAGCCUCUGACUGGGCCAGGAUGAAGCGCCUCCUGCCCUCCUCUUUAGUGUGGUCCUGCAGGUCAUGGGAGAGGAGACGGGGCUCUCAAGAAGACCUGAGGUGGUGGUUUAGAGGUUAGCCUUUCUGGCCCCUCUGGGCGUAUGUCCUGCAGUCCCAGUGUCUGUCCUUUCGAGGUCAGUCUGGAGCAAGUCCCUGCAGAUGAAGGAGAGCACCAUCUCUGGGCUCCAGGAAUGCCUGGGAAACUGCCUCUUUUCCUGAAGACUUUGCAGGGCAGCAGAUACAGUAGACCAGAGUGGAGCUAAUGUGUCGUUCCCACCUUCAGAUGCGCAGACUUGCCUGGUGUAGACCCUGCCAACUGUGAAGUCUUCUGGAACACAUGAACACGCGCGUGCACAGACACACACACACACACACACACACACACACACACACGUCAUCCUGAAGGCACUGCCAUCUCUGCUGCCAUCUCUCCAGCUCCCAAAUGGUGCUAGUGGGCAUCUGCAGUAGCUAGGAGCCUGAGGAGACCUGAGUGCCCAGUGGGAUCAUGGGAAGCACCAAAGGAAGCCUUUGUCCUUUGUCAGAGAUGCUCUGACCCAGGGUCAUGUGAGAAAGUCUCCCGCCUGCUAUGUUCCUUGAGGAUUCUGUGCCCUUGAAGUCAAACUGCCUCCCGCCAGCCUACUGAAAGGCUACUUGGUAUUAGUUCUGUGCCCUUGUGUAGUAGACUGUCCCACCCCGGUUGCUGUGAUGCUGUCCUUCCCCUGUCAUCCUCGAGGAGAUUUGGGGGACCCAGGAAGGAGGGCUGGAAAACUGGUGUGAGGAAAGGGCCCUAGGCCCUGAACUGAGAGUUUUUCCUACUGCUGUUUUGUGACCUCAGAAUCCACUGGGAGUGGAUUUUUUUCACAUAACUGGAGCAAGGAUUCUAGAAAGUAUCCCUAAGGCUCCUUGUCAUGGAGGUAAAAAAGCUUCACUUGUUAAUGCAAUUGGGUGCCGUAUAGGAAUGGGGGCUGGGCUUAAACUUAAACCUUUGGCCACUCAACCAUCCAAAUAAUUUUUUCUGUGAGCCAGGCUGUAACUUCAGAUCUAGGGUUUAUAGCCAGCCAUGUUGAUACUGCUAUAGUGUCCCACACACAGUCAGAACCCCCAGGGUCCUCAGUAAUGAUCUUACCCCAAGAAAAGUCUCCCUGGUGCCUAAACCCAGCCGAGUUCAUUGACCCAGACACCUUCAUCUUUCACAUAGGCCUCUUAGAGGUCUUGAGAGAAUCUAAGCUUUGGAAUCUGAUUUAUUCUUGAAAUAGUCAUUCUAGCUACUGAGUGGAGGACUGCAGGGAGGCCAAUGAAAGCUGUAUCUUUAAGGCUUUCUCCAGGGUCAUUCCUACAGGGUAGAUCUCUACCAACCUCAUGUCCAGGAUGCUGUGUCUUAAAUUCUGAACAUAUGAGUGGUUAAGGACAGGUGUCCUCUUCCUGUUCAGAUUAAAGAGCUAGAGGAGUUUUCACAGAGCUUCUCAUAGGCUUUCCGGUCCUUGGAAGAGCCUUUUCUGUGAUUUGGAAAUGACGGGAAGGAGUGCUAUGCCUUAGAAACUGAUGUAGAUGGGCCAGACCAAGCAGUCUCAGCCCCGGUUCCCUGCAGCUUACUGUUCUGGGCACCUGCCCCUAGCCAGCUACGAGAAGCUCUUCUUGGCUCCUAGAAUAGGUUCUCAGCUUUCCACUUUCCGAGUAUAGGCCACCUCAGAAGUUUUCCCAGAAUUCUGUGCAGCCCAGUGUGUCAGAAUUCGUCAAGAUUACUAGGUAAGGAGGUGAAGGGUAAGGUCACAGAUGGGCUGACCAGCGCGAGCCCUCGUUUCGUGAGACCUCUGUCUAGAUGCAGGAGUCCCCGCCAGCUGCCUGUCCAGCACUGCUGGUGUGGAUCCCUGGAAGGAGCCGGCUCUUGUCCUCUGGAGGCACAUGGGAAUGCCCAGCGUGCAAGCACUACAAGCCUGGAAUGUGAACAGGCUGAGAAAUGAACAUCUGGUCUAUAUGUUUUGAGGUUUUAUUUUCUAGUUUGUUUCAUUUAUCCAGGCUGGUCUCAAACUUGUCGUGUAGAAGACUAGCCUUGAGCUGCUGAUCCUCCUGCCUCUACCUCCCUAGAUCUGGAAUGUGCUCUUACAUCCACUUUCAUCCGUGUUAUUGUGUAUAUGAGAAGUUCUUUUUGUUUUGUUUUUUUCCUUGGAGAGGGGGACAGGGUGUCAUUAUGUAGUACAGACUGUCCUGGAACUUGAUCUGUAGACCAGGCUGGCCUCAAACUCAGAGAUCGCCUGUCUCUGCCUACCUAGUGCUGGGAUUAAAGGUGUGUGCCACCACCACCUGGUGAGAAGUUCCUUUUUUAAUGCUGUCUAGUAAUCCUUUAUUUGAGUCGGUCACAGCCGAGCCUUUCUACCGUUGAAGGUUGUUUCUCACUGAGGAUCAUCCCAAAUAAAGCUGCUGUCAUUC
Molecule: messenger RNA, 3572 nt
Organism: Peromyscus maniculatus bairdii (prairie deer mouse)
Lineage: Eukaryota; Metazoa; Chordata; Mammalia; Rodentia; Cricetidae
Gene: Znf346
Product: zinc finger protein 346
Molecular function (GO): double-stranded RNA binding; zinc ion binding
Source: RefSeq, a predicted model, not a curated record